This is a messenger RNA of Fulvia fulva, 2304 nucleotides long. RefSeq lists its product as uncharacterized. Lineage: Eukaryota; Fungi; Ascomycota; Dothideomycetes; Mycosphaerellales; Mycosphaerellaceae. Gene Ontology annotation, cellular component: TORC1 complex; fungal-type vacuole membrane. The record is from RefSeq and is a predicted model, not a curated record. Bases 1 to 2304 code for a protein of 767 amino acids. The transcript has a single exon.
AUGCCCUCUGCAAGCCUGUCGCCACACGCUCCGGCCUCAGGCGCCACCAGUCCUGCGCCUGCACAACGACCGGCGUUGAUGAAGCGUCAGAGUUCCCAAUCCUCGAAUCAGUCCCUCUCGCGACACGGCAUCGCGAGUCCCGGCGGCAGCGUCGAAGCGCAUGGCCAGCCACUCCGCCACCCCGUCAAGGCGCGACACGCAAAGAUUGUCCUGCCGCGCAAUCACAGCAGUGGCCGCAACCUCGCGAAACUCAAUCGCCAAGCGCAACAGGCACAGCACGCCGUCGAUGACGGCCGCAAGCACUCACGCCAGCGCUCGCAUGAGGGCGACACCGAGAUCCGACUGCCCGGCAGUCUGGACGAGAGCGCGCAGCAGAAGCCCCAGAUGCGCCGCAACCUGACCUCAUACCAACUGCCGCGGAACACAUCGCACGUGAAGCUAAAGAAGAAUCUCUCGCACGGCCAGCUCACGCGACUCGGCUCGGGGCGCAACCUGGUCGCUAUGGGCGAAGCGCGACAACGCGCUCCACCGUCGCCUGGCUUGAAGGGCAAGAGCAAGAGGCCCAGGUCGGCCGAGAUGGCGGGCGAGGAGAAAGGCCGUGAGCUAGAGUCGUCUCAGCAGCAGCAACAGCGCAAGUUGUCAGGUCAGAAGAAUAAGAAGGCUGGGUUUGCGGUCGGUAGCGCCGGCGACGCGAGCGAUGAGGACGAGCAGGUACAGCUCGAGGGUCAGGAAGACGAGUGGACUGAAGAGAGCGCGAGUGCGAGUCCGUAUAGCACCAGGCAGAACACCGCCAACAACUCCCGAAGGUCAAGCGUUAUACUAGAUCGGUCUGCUGAGAGAUUGCCAUUCGAGAAGAUUGCUGUACCCGAGAGGUUCCAACUCGGGAAAUCAGCUGAAAAGCAAGAUACGCUGAAGAUGGAGCGCGAGUGGCAGAACAGGCAGGAGCAGGAGCAGCCAGUUCCCAGUGAAAGCGACGAGAGUGACGAGAGUGAUCCGCCCAGUCCGCGAUCUACUGGUCACGCCAAGCAGAAUGCAGAGUCUCGACAGCAGGAGGUCAGACAACCUCCUGCGCCACAGACCUUGCAGCUGCGGCCAAAGCCUGAGCAAGCGGAGGCUCCUAAAGCUGCACAGCCAGCGCAGCCAUCAUCACCGAAGCCUACAGAAGAGAUUUUAGAGGAGAAUGUGCAACAGCUGCCGUCACCCCGGGGCUCGCCUCCCAAGUCAGUAUCGAGUCCACUACAUGUCACCAAAGAUGCUCAUCCGAGCACAAGGAGAUUACUCGACAGGAGUCAGCAGUACCAUUCGGCCGCACCAGCUGUCGUAAGUAAUGUCAGUGCCUUGGAUGAUGUGCACAGCAAUAGAGGGUCCCCAGCGGCGUCCAUGAGGUCGUCCAAGUCGACCCUUGAUGCCGCAAACGAUCAGCAGGAAGAUGAGCUUGUCUCGCGAUUUGUACCCAGCACAUCUCACCCCUCAUUUGGCAGUGGCGCCAAUACCGCAACGAACACGCCCAAACAAAGUGGCUUCCAUACCCCGGAGGAAGACAGUACACUGGCUGCGCAGAGACGAGAGAAGAACAUCUCAGGCUUCCAGAUAGGUCCAGUCAGUCCUGGCUCUACAGUGUCAGCCGGUUCUUCUGGCGCGAACACUCCUGCAAUAGGCCGAUCACGCACCGAACUGCGCAUGCUGCAGGAUAAAGCACUCGCAGAGAUCGAGGCCCAAGGUGAUCACAAACCGCACCUUCCGGCACACAUCUACGACAGACGUAACGAGUCUCUCAAAUCUUACCUCAAUAACAUUGCAGGUGAGGGCCGCGGUCAAAGCACUGGACUCAGCAUGGGCCCAGACGUCUUCCAAGGCCGCUUCAGAGCUCUGAACACCGAGUUGAGAGUGGUGCAGAAGUUCCGCGAUCCCCUUGGUGAAGCCAUUGCAAGGCUGAGAAGCUGCAAAGGCAGCAAGCUUAAUCAACACGCUUCGAAACAGGCAGCCCAGCAGAAAGUCUCUGGUUCGGCGGGGCUGAGCAGCAGCAAAAGUGCAGUCUCGCUGCCUGCACAACGAGCUCGACAAGCAGGCGAUCUUUCAAAAAGUGCAUCACCACCUCAGGUUGACAGCAACGCUAUGCUGAAGCGCGGUAUUGCCGGCGCACAGAGCGAAGUCCGCUUGCAAAGCUCAGGCGGUUCUGAAAGGCAAAAAGCUCAAGGCAAGAGGGAGGUCAGCUUUGCUGGUAAGCCCCAGACGAGGGAGUUUGAGCCUCUACCAGAAGAGAUGGACCCGAGUGAGAUUGCGAGGCAGCUGUGGGAGAGCUGA